Carica papaya (papaya) is the source of this 1106-nucleotide messenger RNA. Its product is annotated as ethylene-responsive transcription factor 2. Gene Ontology annotation, biological process: regulation of DNA-templated transcription; ethylene-activated signaling pathway. NCBI's taxonomy places the organism in Eukaryota, Viridiplantae, Streptophyta, Magnoliopsida, Brassicales, Caricaceae. Gene Ontology annotation, molecular function: DNA binding; DNA-binding transcription factor activity. The record is from RefSeq and is a predicted model, not a curated record.
UCCUCCUCCUCCCUCUUCUUUUCUUUUUUUUUUUUUUUUUUUUUUUUUUCCUGUUUUUCAUAAUCAUCAAAAUCAUAAUCUUUGAUCUCUUUGGAAACCCACCUCCCGAAGCUUCAGUUUAUAUAAAAUGAAUGAAAUGGCCGUAGAGUAUCACUUUCCUCAUCAUCGAAGCUCAAGCUUUACCAGUCUCAUCCCUUGUUUGACAGAGAACUGGGGUGCCCUGCCGUUAAAAGUUGACGACUCUGAGGACAUGAUCAUAUACAACUCCCUCCGUGACGCUCUUCAUUUUGGAUGGUCUCCGUUAGAUUUGACAGAAAGGACAGUCAAAGCCGAGCCCACCGAUGAGUUGGAGAUCACGGCUCCGGUCAAACAAGGAAUAAAUCAGCAACUUGAAAGCGCGUAUGUUGCUCCAAAGAGUGAAAACGGAAGUGUUUCUUCACCGGAGAGACAAGAAAAGAUCUUACAGAAGCCAAGAGGAAGGCAUUAUCGAGGUGUCAGGCAACGGCCGUGGGGGAAGUUCGCUGCUGAGAUUCGAGACCCGGCUAAAAACGGCGCGAGGGUAUGGCUCGGAACGUACGAAACGGCUGAGGAAGCGGCUUUCGCGUAUGACCGAGCGGCUUAUCGAAUGCGAGGCUCGAAAGCAUUGCUUAAUUUCCCCCACCGGCUUGGCUCUAACGAGCCUGAGCCGGUUAGAAUCACUGCGAAACGCCGAGAACCGGAGCCCAGCACCAGAUUGGCCUCUGAUAGUGACUUGGCUAAGAGGCUGAAAGCGUCGGCGUCGGCUAAGGAAGCUGAGUUGGAUAUGGAAAGAGUGAAUACACUUCAAUUUCAAUAUCGGAUGGGUUAUGUGCCAGUUGGCGAGCAAUUAUUGGUUAGAUAGGUAGUUUCCUAAGUUGUGGAUUGUAUAACAAGGUAAGAAUGAAGUGAUGGUUUGAUUAUUGUAUGGAGUGAAUAGGAAACUUGUUGGGUUGAAUGCAGACUACAGAUGUUGGGUUGAAUGCAUACUCCAUAUAAUUCGGUGAAAAAGCAAAAGCCAGAAAUUGGGUUUGUAAAUUUCUGAAAAUGAUGGGGUUCGGCUAAAUAAAUUCGGGUUUAUGUUAUCUAAA